AUGUCAUCAGCAAACCCAUCCGCUGCCGCCAGCCAUGAUGAGCCCAUUGUGCGCCAUAUGGGGGGCUCGUUGUUCGAGGUCACACUGUCAAGGCAAAACCGCCACGAAUUGUUUUCCGAGGCUAUAGAGCAGCUAAGCGGUAACCAAGAAGAGGCAGAGAUCAUUAUGAGUAACCUGCAAUCCUGGUCGCCGAAUCUUGCAGAGUCUUUCCACAUCCGGACUCCAAGUCUCAUACUCGAUACUCCUUUUCGCUUAAUUUGCGAAAGCGAUCUUGGUCACGUCCCGUUCGACAGCGAACGCGUCUUCAGACAAUACAUCGCAAUCAGCUACUGUUGGAGACACAAGGACUAUGCCUGGCCACCGGACGGUUCACGGCCACAUGAGCCCUGGCCAUUCAGUAAGUCCUUUGUAGAAGCUAUACUUACCCAGCGUGGCGUUAUCACGGACGAGCCUGGCGCGCGCAACAUCAACUACAGAAGAGAGGGGAUCUGGGUCGAUCAGAUGUGUAUCAAUCAGGAUGACGAAACUGAAAAUCAACAAUUCAUCGCCAUGAUGGAUACCAUCUAUAAGCGCUGUCGGAAACUACUCAUUCUGCUCGAGGACGUGACACUCACUCCUGACGAGACCAGAGUACUGGCGAAAUGUGAUUUCCAUAUGCUCAAGGACACGGUUUCCUGGACGCCUGAAGAAGGAGAUGUGCCAUACCUGGCGGCAGUUUGUGACAAGAUUGAAAGCUCCCGUUGGUGGUCAAGGUCAUGGUGCUGGCAUGAACUUGAGAUCAACGAGCAGUGGAGCGUCUUACGGCACCAUAUUGCACACGCAGCUCUCUUCAUUGCCAACACAUCCACUGGCGGCACAUUCAGUGUCAAAUACCUCACGCUGAUGUUGUUACGGUCCACUCCUGCAGUCCAGGCGGUUGCCACCGGUCCUGAUCGCCAAAGGACAGGUAUGGAACGUCUUCGGAGGGACCUUCGGUGGACAAUACUAGACAACAAAACCUCACCUUAUACCGACCCUGGAGCCCGAGGCUACGGAGCCGUGAGAUCAUCCUUCAUGGCGAGAUACUACGUCAUUUCCCUUUGCGAUAUCACCGUCCCAUCCGACCUCAUCUCGAUUGUGAUAAAUCUGAGCCGUCUGGCUGUCUACUUUACAGGCAGGUUGCACACUUCAGACGAGGUGUUCUUCGUCGCCGCUGCUCUUUCCCUAGCAGCUGGCGAGAAAAGCCCUCUAUACCUGAUGAAACAGAGGAUACUUCGCAUCAACGGUCGCGACUCAUGGCUUUCCAGGCCCCUUUCCGACUACGACACGAAUAUUCCGAAAUUUGCGCUGGGGAGCAUCGAAAACAUUCACGAGAUAAAGGCAGAGUACAUCAAGCUCGACCUGUUCUUCUUCGAGACCCCCAUCGAAACGAUGACAACCGAAGAUGUAGCAGCCACCUAUCACAUCCUCCCAGAAACGCCCAUCCGCACCCGGCCGCCACAGUACAGGAUCCAGGUCCGGCCGGAGGAGUCUACCUACGGGGACGAGCUCCUCGACAGGCCCAGGCGGCUAUUCCUCGCCGCGGCUUGCAAGAACGGACUCGCGUAUGUCUGCCGCCUAUUGGGGGCGCUGGAAAGGGACGUGGUGCAGCCGUCGCUGAACCAGAGACUCUUCGAGCCCUUCACGGCAGACGAGUCCCUCCGCCCAGCCGCGCAACGCUUGUGCGACUCGCUCAUCCCCGACUCCCCGUCUCGCGAGAGCGAGAGUGCAGAAGAAACUCUGCUCCUAUUCCUCACGUUCCUCACCGACAGCAGGCCCAUGGCCAGACUGGUCAUCUCGGCGCUGUCCACGCGCAUCCGGUGCAAUUUCAGGGGAGACUUCGCUGUCGUGAGUGGACGCAUACUGCGGGACGACAUACCCGGCCUAGACGCGACAAAAUGGCGACUUGCUGUUCCCCGAGACGUGGCCGACUCGCCAUGCGCCGUUUCGCGUGUCUGGAUCCUACAGCCCCUGGAGGACUCUGACACGUUUCGAAACGACGCUGGGUUAUGGGAGAGCACAGGUGGGAGAUGGAGGCUUGUGGGGAAGGCGCUUCUGCUCGGCGAACCCCAGCUUGUUGCUGGUGAGAACGCUGAGUCGAAAAGAGUACUUACUUUGAGAACGCGGCAGGUUGUGACGGGGUAA
Anthostomella pinea is the source of this 2163-nucleotide messenger RNA. NCBI's taxonomy places the organism in Eukaryota, Fungi, Ascomycota, Sordariomycetes, Xylariales, Xylariaceae. The record is from the annotation of a GenBank genome assembly.